UUUGUAUUUUCGAAAUAUUUUGCCUAUCGCUUUCGCGAGGUCUUUUCAUUGUUUCCCUUUCUUGAGAGUGUAGGUUAUUAUUAUAUGCUGUCGGCCUUUAAUUAAAGUUUUGGGAUGCCAUUCGGGUUCUCUGAGACUCCCGCUCAGCUCUCCAAUCUAUAUAUAUAAAAAUGAAAUGGUGUAUAGUUGUAACGCUAAAACUCGAAAACGGGUGAACCAAAUGAAAUACUUCCUUUGGGGGAUUGGUUUGUUAUUACCACGCGCAGGUCAUGUCUUAAAAUCAGAACAAAAUAUUAAGGGGGCGUGGCACCUCCCAUACAAACUGAAUUUUUCAAAGUGAAUAUCUUCAAAAGUGUUUAAGGUAGGAACAUGAAAAUUGGUAUAGAGCUAUAGGUAACAACACCAUUCUCACCCAUAAAACUUGGCGUUAUCGAAAAAGGGGGCGUGGUACCUCCCAUACAAUCUUUAAUUAUUUUGGUUGUUAAUGCACCAUAUAUUUAUCUCAUUUUCCACCUAGCACGACAUUUUGGUUGUUUCUAGUUAUUUUUGUUUAUUUAUCGGUGACAGUAGCGGUUAUAUCGUGCUAUUUUUGGUUUAUGGAAAUGGCAGUUUUAUGAAACAAACACAAAUUAAAUUAAAUGUCAAUUUUGCUUUGCAAUCGAACACGCAAAAUUUAAAGGGCAAUAAAAAUGCGCCUUGCUUUAUUGAUUUAUUAAUAUAUGUAUUUUGUUUUAAAAAGUGAGUUAUUUAGUGAAAGUGAUUUAGCGUGUUGGCGAAUACCGAUUUAUGUACAUUGGAAUUUAUCAUUCAAUUGAUCUGCUUCCUUAGUUUAAUUCAUUCAUUUUUGGAGUUUUCAAAGGUAAGUUAUUGGUCCGUAAAACCUUAUAUGAACUUUAUGCAAAUGAAUGAUCAUUUCCAAUUAGAUAUUUGUUACGAUGCCAAGAAUCAGUACGUAUGGUAACACUUCUCGGAGUUCCCAGGCCGCAAGGAGAACACGAAAUACUUAGCAGAGCACGUCAAAGGGAAAAUGUUAUUGAGAGGGUAUCACCACGAAAUAGACUGCUGGAGAAUAGCACGCACCAGUUAGAAGAUGUCAACCAAACAUACAAUCAGCAAGAACGAUUGAGAAGAAGGGAAGUUCACAAUAGGCAACAACGAUCGAGAAGAAGGGAAGUUCGUGCUCGCCAAAGUGAUGAAGUAAGAUCACAACAUGCGAUUAUUCGACGACAACAGCGGCAACAUCUUUCUUUUGUGAACAUUGAACAGGCAGGUUUUCGAUAUGAUCCAAACAUUCAAUAUAGCGCAUCUGUUCAAAUCGGUGAGAUGUAAGUAGUUUGUCAAUAUUGCAAUGCAGUCAAAUUUAAAAAUGAACCGCCAGGGUUAUGUUGCGCCCGGGGAAAGGUUAAGUUGCCAGAAUUGCUUCCCCCACCACAGCCAUUGUUCCAGCUGCUUUACGGUGAAUCUCCUCACUCGAGCCAUUUCUUAAAGCACACUAAAAUGUACAACGAUUGAUUUCAAAUGACGUCGUUUGGCGGUGAAAUUGCAAACGAACAAAACUACAAUCCAACGUUUAAGGUUCACGGCAAAUUUUUGCCGCAUCCAGAUCAAGAACGCAAAUAUCUCCAAAUUUACUUUCUGGGAGAUUCACAUGAUGAAGUAAAUCGGCGUUGUGCUAUCUUCAAUACAACGAAAAGAGAAAUAAUCGAACAAUUGCAGCAAAUGUUACACGAACACAAUGGCCUCAUUAGACUGUUCACGAUUUCGUUGGAACGUAUGCCAACAGAUCAUCAUAGUAUAAUCAUACAAGCGGACAAAAGACCAAAAGGGACACUUGAAAAACAAUAUAAUGCACCUACAGUUAGCGAAAUAUCAGUUGUUGUUGUUGGAGAAAAUUUGCAGUCGCGUGAUAUUGUUAUCAAACGUAGAAAUCAUAACGCACUAAAACGGAUAAGUGAGACACAUCGGUCUUACGACUCAAUGCAAUAUCCGCUCAUGUUCUGCCGUGGAGAAGACGGAUAUCACUUAGGAUAUAAGAUGAUAAAUCCGGUGAAUGGUUAGUAAAAGAAAUUUUUCAAUCACCUAGCGAUCGCCACGACGUUACAGCACGCGUGUUUAAACAAAAACUCAGUUGUUUGAUGGACUUUAUUACGAAACAACGUGUAUAUGGCACUGUUCGAUGCUGGAUGUACUCAGUGGAGUGGCAGAAGAGAGGUUUGCCCCACGCACACAUUCUUCUUUGGAUGGUGGAGGGAAUUACACCUGACCAAAUUGAUGACAUCAUUUCCGCCGAAAUUCCUGAUGUUGAAAUAGAUCCAGAGUUGCACGAAGUGGUGAUGGCCAAUAUGGUUCAUGGGCCAUGCGGAGAACACGAUCCAUCUUCGGUUUGUAUGUCGGACAGUAAAUGCAAAAAACGCUAUCCCCGUUCCUUUAUUUCGGAAACUCAAACUGGAAACGGCGGAUAACCUCUCUAUCGGCGUCGCUCACCCGCUGACAAUGGCAGAACAUUCAUCACUCAAUUGAAAGGAAAGAAUUUCGUGGUUGAUAACACAUGGAUCGUUCCAUAUUCGCCAAUUUUGUCUAAGGCACUUAAAACACAUAUAAAUGUUGAGUAUUGCAGUUCAAUAAAAUCAAUUAAGUAUGUUUUCAAAUAUGUCACCAAAGGAAGCGAUAUGACGGUUAUUGGCGUUGAACGAGAUGAAAUUAGCAAAUUUCAAAUGGGCAGAUGUGUGAACUGCAAUGAAGCAAUCUGGAGAAUGUUUUCAUUUGCAAUUCAUGAACGCCAUCCUACUGUUGUGCAUCUGGCAGCUCAUUUGGAGAAUGGCCAGCGAGUUUAUUUCAACGCAGAGAACAUAGUACAGCGAACGG
This is a messenger RNA of Bactrocera dorsalis (oriental fruit fly), 2865 nucleotides long. RefSeq lists its product as uncharacterized. Bases 1519 to 2058 code for a protein of 179 amino acids. Lineage: Eukaryota; Metazoa; Arthropoda; Insecta; Diptera; Tephritidae. The record is from RefSeq and is a predicted model, not a curated record. The transcript is spliced from 2 exons.